UCGGCCUUACCUCCACCCUGGAGGGUACCUUGAACAUAACAGGAAAUUUCAAAUAACAGGAAACCAAGACCAGCAAGUCGGGUGGCUCCACCCUGCCUCGGGGCCUCAGUCAGCCCCCGGGGGAGGCCAUGAACGCCACGGGGACCCCGGUGGCCCCCGAGUCCUGCCAACAGCUGGCAGCCGGCGGGCACAGCCGGCUCAUCGUGCUGCACUACAACCACUCGGGCCGGCUGGCCGGGCGCGGGGGGCCGGAGGACGGCGGCCUGGGGGCCCUGCGGGGGCUGUCGGUGGCCGCCAGCUGCCUGGUGGUGCUGGAGAACUUGCUGGUGCUGGCGGCCAUCACCAGCCACAUGCGGUCGCGACGCUGGGUCUACUAUUGCCUGGUGAACAUCACGCUGAGUGACCUGCUCACGGGCGCGGCCUACCUGGCUAACGUGCUGCUGUCGGGGGCCCGCACCUUCCGUCUGGCGCCCGCCCAGUGGUUCCUACGGGAGGGCCUGCUCUUCACCGCCCUGGCCGCCUCCACCUUCAGCCUGCUCUUCACUGCCGGGGAGCGCUUUGCCACCAUGGUGCGGCCGGUGGCCGAGAGCGGGGCCACCAAGACCGGCCGCGUCUACGGCUUCAUCGGCCUCUGCUGGCUGCUGGCCGCGCUGCUGGGGAUGCUGCCUUUGCUGGGCUGGAACUGCCUGUGCACCUUUGACCGCUGCUCCAGCCUUCUGCCCCUCUACUCCAAGCGCUACAUCCUCUUCUGCCUGGUGAUCUUCGCCGGCGUCCUGGCCACCAUCAUGGGCCUCUACGGGGCCAUCUUCCGCCUGGUGCAGGCCAGUGGGCAGAAGGCCCCACGUCCAGCGGCCCGCCGCAAGGCCCGCCGCCUGCUGAAGACGGUGCUGAUGAUCCUGCUGGCCUUCCUGGUGUGCUGGGGCCCGCUCUUCGGGCUGCUGCUGGCCGACGUCUUCGGCUCCAACCUCUGGGCCCAGGAGUACCUGCGGGGCAUGGACUGGAUCCUGGCCCUGGCCGUCCUCAACUCGGCGGUCAACCCCAUCAUCUACUCCUUCCGCAGCAGGGAGGUGUGCAGAGCCGUGCUCAGCUUCCUCUGCUGCGGGUGUCUCCGGCUGGGCAUGCGAGGGCCCGGGGACUGCCUGGCCCGGGCCGUUGAGGCUCACUCCGGAGCUUCCACCACCGACAGCUCUCUGAGGCCGAGGGACAGCUUUCGCGGCUCCCGCUCGCUCAGCUUUCGGAUGCGGGAGCCCCUGUCCAGCAUCUCCAGCGUGCGGAGCAUCUGAGGUUGCAGCCUUGCGUAUGGACGGUGCAGCCACCGGGUGCGUGCCAGGCAGGCCCUCCCGGGGUGCAGAAAGCUGUGUGCACGCAGCCUCGCCUGGAUGGGGAGUGGAGAACGGGACAGGCCCCCGUGGUCUUCCCCGUGGCCUCUCGGGCCUUCUGACGUCAAAUGGGCUUCCCGUGGUCACCCUGGACAAGGAGGCAACCACCCCACCUCCCCGUAGGAGCAGAGAGCGCCCUGAUGUGGGGGCGAGUGGGUUCCCCACACCGCCGCUUCUGUGUGAUUCUGGGGAAGUCCCGGCCCCUCUCUGGGCCUCAGUAGGGCUCCCAGGCUGCAAGGGGUGGACUGUGGGAUGCACGCCCUGGUAACAUUGAAGUUCGUUCAUGGUACGUGAUGUUGCAGCCUCUUAUUCCCCGGUGCGUGCAUGUGUGGGGGCCGUGGCUCAGGGGUGCUGUGGAUCUAGGGGCAGCCAGGUGUGUCUUUGCUAGAGAGGGCCAUGGGCCAGUGCCCUGUGAGGGUGGAGUGUGUGUGUGUGUGUGUGUGUGUGUGUGUGUGUGUGGACAACCUCUGGGCGUUGCGGGAAGUGGGGUGACAAUGACAGUUAAUGCCGCCUCUUCUUGUUCACUUCCCCUUUAGAAAUGGCAGGGCCCGUGCCCCGGCUUUGGCCUCUGCAUCUUUUGGGGACCCAGUAUCUGGGGCUGGCAGAGGCAGCCACCUUGGCUUCCUGGGCUGGGGGAAUCUUCCCUCACAUCCCCUUCAGCAUGAACGGCCUCGGCUUUCCCGGUCGGUAAAAUGGUUUAAUCACUGAAGCCGAAGCACAAGGUUGAUGGUACAUGCUCAGUGCCAGCCACAGGGGCUGACGGCUGCGUGUCCCGUGAAACUCCAGUGGAGACGUUCCGGCUCCACACCAUUCAGUACGGGAGACGCCAGCCCCGUGGGGCUACGGUGCAAGCAGAUAACUGAAUUUCAAAGUGUAGGUUGUGUUUAAUUUGAAUCUGUUUAUAUUUCGGUAGCCCCAUGGAGCGGGUGGCCGCAGUUUCAGUGCAGAUGUAAAUCCGGAAGCCUCCAGCACCUGCAGCUCAUAGACAGCUCUCGCCCACCUCCUCCCAGGACCAAGCCAGUCCCGUCCAGUCCAGUGUCUGGGCAGAGGGAGUCAGAAUCCACUCCACCCGCCGCCUGGGCUCAGGCAGUUCUGCUUUAAGUCAUUAUUUCUCCACUGUACGAUGGGGAAUGUGGUGUGUGGUGGCCGUUUACUCACUAAUACGGCUGCCGUGAGGCACACACGGCUAUCGAAAAUUCAUGGAAAUUGCUGGGCGUGGUGGCUCACGCCUGUAAUCCCAGCACUUUGGGAGGCCAAGGCAGGAGGAUCGCUUGAGUGCAGGAGUUCGAGACCAGCCUGGGCAACAUAGCGAAACCACAUCGCUACAAAAAAAUCCUCCAAAAUUAAAAAAAUUAGCCUGAGCAUGGUGGUGCAUGCUUGUGGUUCCAGCUACUCAAGAGGCUGAGGUGGGAGGAUCACUUGAGCCCAGGAGGUCGAGGCUGCAGGGAGCCGUGAUCGUGCCACUGCCAUCCAGCCUGGGUGACAGAGUGAGACCCUGUCUCUAAAAAAAAAAUUUAAAAAAAAAGAAAGAAAAUUCAUUGAAAUUAAAUGAAAGUUAGGCCAGGCGCAUUGGCUCACGCCUGUAAUCCCAGCACUUUGGGAGGCCGAGGUGGGUGGAUCACGAGGUCAGGAGUUCAAGACCAGCCUGGCCAAGAUGGUGAAACUCCGUCUCUACUAAAAAUACAAAAAAAAAAGCUGGGCAUGGUGGCAGGCGCCUGUAAUCCCAGCUACUCGGGAGGCUGAGGCAGGAGAAUCGCCUGAACUCGGA
Pongo pygmaeus (Bornean orangutan) is the source of this 3147-nucleotide messenger RNA. RefSeq names its product sphingosine-1-phosphate receptor 4 (gene S1PR4). The transcript has a single exon. NCBI's taxonomy places the organism in Eukaryota, Metazoa, Chordata, Mammalia, Primates, Hominidae. Gene Ontology annotation, molecular function: sphingosine-1-phosphate receptor activity. Gene Ontology annotation, biological process: G protein-coupled receptor signaling pathway. The record is from RefSeq and is a predicted model, not a curated record. Gene Ontology annotation, cellular component: membrane. The coding region runs from base 129 to 1283 and encodes 384 amino acids.